AUGCAGCCAACCCAUAACACAGAUGGCCCCUUACAACCGGGCUACGUGCGCGCGUCGAGUAUGACGCUGCCCAUUCUCGGCCUCGACGACAGUGAAGCCAGCGACUUUGGCUAUUCGACCUACUUUCCAGACCAGCAUGACACUGGUUACCUCGCCGAGGAGAGCUCAGCAUCCACGUCGACCCCGCCGUUUUCGGCAUCCAACGCUGGGCCAACGAUUCGGGCAUUGACGCCGACUCGUCUGCAGCUCCCCUCGUCCUCCUCUCCAUCAGCAGCAGCAGCACCAAUAGCUCUUCCUAAUGUUCGUUCUGGGAGCCUCGCCGGCACCAGCCCUGGGCAGGCCAAGCAGAGGCUGGAAAGGCGGGGCCACACGAAAAGCAGGAGGGGGUGCUUCAACUGCAAGCGGCGGAGGAUCAAGGCGAGUCAUGAUGCCCUAAUGUCACUACAGUGUCAGGAGACAAAGCCCGCAUGCGGACAUUGUAUCAAAACGGGGCUCAAGUGCGAGUACCCGGCCGCGCCAACCAUUGUCCAUCAGCCACAACAUCAAAUCCCCAUUUUCAGCCUCCAAGACAUGAGAUUCUUCCAGCACUAUCUCAUGUAUUGCUACCCGCACCACCCGAUCGGGUCCGAGGAUGUCUGGCUGCAUGAGAUCCCGUGUCUGUCACACAAGUAUGAAUUCCUGAUGCACGCCAUCCUGGGCUUCGCGGCCUCGGCGCUGAUCAACAUGGACCCCUCGGCGCUCCAGCCGGCCAUGGAGCAUCGCUACAAGGCCAUCAAGGCCAUCAAGCGCGUGCUGGCCGACGCCGCCGCCAAGCAAGAUUCUACGGCCCCCUCCAGCUCCUCCGAGUCCCGUUCCCCUUCACCGUCGCCGCAAUCCAGCAAAAAGAAGAAGAAGGACUUGAGCUGCAACAACAUCUACAAACCCAGCGACAAUUUCUACGAGGAAUGCAACGCCCUCAUAGCCACGUGCUUCGUGCUGACCUUUCAGAGCGUGCUGCUCGAGGACGGCAUGGCCGAGUACAUGAGCUUCAUCCGGGGCGUCAUCAUCGUCUCGGUCCAGAUGUACAUGCAGGGCGGCGGUGCGCACCUCGUCUUUAGCGACUACAUGGGCGACGAUUCCCAGGUCGGGCGGCUCCAGCCGCACAUGGAGAAGCUGCCCCUGGUGAACAAGGAAUGGGUGGACGCGGCGGUAGAAGCGAUUGCCGGGCUCGAGGGCUUGCUUACGGAUGAAGUGGAACGACAGAACUGGGAGAUGAUCUACGACAUGGCCAAGAAGCUUUAUACUUCUUCCUGGGAGGCAUACCGAGCCUUGAUGAGCCACUACGGCUGGUGGAUGAUGCUCCCCCACGAAAAGUUCCGGCGGCUGGUCGAGCCGGGGAGCCAGGUGGCCGUGCUGCUGGCCACGCAUUGGAUCGCGCUCAAGCAGAUCAUGGCCAUCAUCACCGACACCGAGAUGCAGGCGGCGUCCAAACUGCCCGAGGCCAAGGGCGCCAACACCCAGCUCCUGCGGCACUCGGGCAUGGACGGCUGGCUCAGGUUCUUGAACCGCCAGGUUGAUGAGGUGCAUCAGAGGUAUAACCGGUGGCCCGUGUGGGUGCAGGCGCAGAUGGAUCGGGAUUGGAGGUAUUUUGGCAAGACGUUUUGAGGGGUGCCGUCGUGAUGGAUGGGUAGCCGGGGCAGUGAUUCCGGCACCGACUGGACUAGUGGUAGGUCUACGGACAGGCUGAAUCUAGGUGCGGUUGGUUCGGCACAUAUGGUUGACGGAUACGAUGGUCCCGUUUGGUGCAGCAAAGUUCAUGCUCCACCACCACCUAGGGGCGUGCAUGUGCCAGUUUCUUCUAUACCCAUAUUUACAAGUCGUCCCCAUCUCAGCUCUAGUAUUAAACGAGCCACAGGAU
Messenger RNA from Canariomyces notabilis, 1897 nucleotides. RefSeq lists its product as uncharacterized. NCBI's taxonomy places the organism in Eukaryota, Fungi, Ascomycota, Sordariomycetes, Sordariales, Chaetomiaceae. Gene Ontology annotation, molecular function: zinc ion binding; DNA-binding transcription factor activity, RNA polymerase II-specific. Gene Ontology annotation, biological process: regulation of transcription by RNA polymerase II. The coding region runs from base 1 to 1644 and encodes 547 amino acids. The transcript has 5 exons. The record is from RefSeq and is a predicted model, not a curated record.